This is a messenger RNA of Dalotia coriaria, 1282 nucleotides long. Its product is annotated as transcription initiation factor TFIID subunit 9. Gene Ontology annotation, molecular function: RNA polymerase II general transcription initiation factor activity; protein heterodimerization activity; transcription coactivator activity. Gene Ontology annotation, cellular component: SAGA complex; transcription factor TFIID complex. The transcript is spliced from 4 exons. Gene Ontology annotation, biological process: DNA-templated transcription initiation; RNA polymerase II preinitiation complex assembly. The coding region runs from base 189 to 890 and encodes 233 amino acids. Lineage: Eukaryota; Metazoa; Arthropoda; Insecta; Coleoptera; Staphylinidae. The record is from RefSeq and is a predicted model, not a curated record.
AGAUUUAACAUUUUACAACACUGCGCAUAAUUGCUACUUGUGCCUGCUGUCGGCGUUCACAACCUCUACGGUUUUAACUACUUUUGUUUUGGCCUAUUACAUCUAACAAAAUAAGAUUUAUAGCUACUAUUAAAAAGAAAUGUUUUCCUAAGCAAGUGAUUGUUUCCUGCAUACUGCUUUAAGCAACAAUGUCGCAAACAAAGAAUAUGCCCAAAGAUGGGCAAGUCAUAAUGGCAAUUAUGAAAGAAAUGGGCAUAACUGAGUAUGAGCCUCGAACUGUUAUUCAGUUGACUGAAUUUGUAUAUCGAUAUGGUUCUACAAUAUUGGAAGAAGCACGCCAAUUUGCCAACAAUUCAAAUAAAAGAACACUUGAGUUGGAUCAUGUUAAACUGGCAUUGCAACUUCAGAAUGAGAGCACAUUUACAAUGCCACCUCCAAGAGAGAUUGCUAUUGAAGUAGCAAGAAAUAAAAACAACAUACCACUUCCAUUGAUCAAACCACCUUGUGGAUUACGAUUGCCACCCGAUCGUCAUUGUUUAUCAUCUCCAAACUACCUGCUAAAAACAAAUGCAAAGAAAGUAAAACAAAAUUUCAAUGCCAAGCAAAAUGCUAUGAAACGCGCUAACUUUGGAAUCAGCAAGCAAACUGUGACCAUUCCAAAGGCAUCUGCAAAGAUCUCAAAUGCAAAUGUUCAAGUUCAGAAAACUGUGCUUAAACCCAAAAUUCAGAUAACACAGAAUAUUCAGACUGGGAAAGGAAUAUCUAAUAAUGGUAUUAAUGAUUUGAAAAGAAAAAGGGAGGAUGAUGAGGAAAUUUUAACAAAUAUUUCCAAGUUUUCACGAGUAACAAACAAGCCUUUUACUGCAUCAAGUGACUCCUUGGAAUUUUAACUCACCACCCUAGUUCAAGUAAGACCAGCCACAACUAGAGGGCGCUGCGCAGCCGAAAACUCAAAUGAACAAAUUCAUAUGUACUAAAGGUAAAUUAAACACCUCUUCCAUACAAAUACUACAAAUUGAUCUUAAUACUAUUUAUUAAUAAAUAUUACAUAUCAUGAUUAUAAUAAUUUCCUAUUCUGGAGAGCCGUGCCAUUCGCACGCAUUUUGCUCCUGAUCUAUUUUACAAGUUGUACUUUAAUCAUGGUAUACUCACAAUCACAUAGGAAUAUGUAUUGAUUACUCAGGAUCUCAUCCUUUAAGAUUUUCUCAAGUUUAUUUAAAAUUUGAUUAAAACUAACACAAAUAAAUAAAUUGGUUCAUUUACGUCAACAUUGAAAAAAUAA